This is a messenger RNA of Penicillium cinerascens, 2688 nucleotides long. RefSeq lists its product as uncharacterized. The transcript has 3 exons. NCBI's taxonomy places the organism in Eukaryota, Fungi, Ascomycota, Eurotiomycetes, Eurotiales, Aspergillaceae. The record is from RefSeq and is a predicted model, not a curated record. Gene Ontology annotation, molecular function: calcium-activated cation channel activity. The coding region runs from base 1 to 2688 and encodes 895 amino acids. Gene Ontology annotation, cellular component: plasma membrane.
AUGGCGGAAACCGGUACUCUGCACCGGUUCUUUGCCCGGGCCAGUGAUGACCCCAGCUCGACGGGUAGUUCACUGUCCGCGCUCCUAGCCACUCUGAUCCCCGCCCUGGCCGUGGCCGCGGUCAUGACCGUUCUGUUCAUCAUCCUGCGCAAGUCCCAGCGUCGCACCUACAUGCCCCGAACCUACAUUGGCUACCUGCGCGACUGGCAGAAGACUCCCGAAUCGCCCACCGGCCUUUUGAACUGGAUCACCUCCAUGUACAAGCUCCCCGAUACCUAUGUCCUGCAGCACCACUCCUUGGAUGCGUACCUGCUGCUCCGCUUCCUUAAGUUAUGCUCGAUGCUUCUAUUCGUCGGCUGCUGCAUCACUUGGCCCGUCCUGUUCCCCGUCAAUGCGACUGGCGGUGGCAAAGGUACGCAAUUCGAUAUCCUGAAUAUUGGGAACAUCGACAAGGAUGGCUAUGCGCGCUACUUCGCUCACAACUUCAUCGCUUGGAUCUUCGUUUCUUUCGUCUUCUGGUUGAUCACCCGCGAGCACAUCUUCUACAUCAACCUGCGCCAGGCUUACUUCUUCUCGCCCGCCUAUGCCAACCGUAUCUCGUCGCGCACCGUUCUUUUCUCCGCCGUGACUGCGGAUUACCUGAACAAGGACAAGAUCCGUGCCAUGUUCGGCAAGGAGAAGGUCCAGAACGUUUGGAUCGCCACGGAUACCGCCGAGCUCGAGAAGAAGGUCGAGGAACGUGAUUCCGCGGCCAUGAAGCUGGAGGGUGCCGAGACUGCUCUCAUUGUCCAGGCCAACAAGGCUCGCAAUAAGGCGCUCAAGAAGCAGGGCACCGUCGAGGAUGGUAACCAGGGAGAGGAGGGCGUUGGCCAAUUUGAUGACGAGUCUGGCUCCGUUGCCGCCAAAUGGGUUCAGGCCAAGGACCGCCCUACCCACCGUCUGAAGUUCCUCAUUGGCAAAAAGGUCGACACUAUCAACUGGGCUCGCUCGGAGAUCGAGCGUCUCACUCCUGAGAUCGAGGAGCUGCAGGCUAAGCAUCGCGCUGGCGAUUGCAAGCUCGUCUCGUCCGUGUUUGUCGAAUUCUACCGCCAGUCUGAUGCGCAGAGCGCCUACCAAUCUGUCGCUCACAAUCUGCCUUUGCACAUGACUCCCCGCUACAUCGGUCUCGAUCCUACCCAGGUCAUCUGGGCCAACCUCCGCAUCAAGUGGUGGGAGCGCGUCCUUCGUUACAGUGCUACCCUUGCCUUUGUUAUCGCCAUGAUUAUUUUCUGGGCUAUCCCCACUGCCGUGGUUGGUGCGAUCUCCAACAUUAAUUAUCUGGAGCAGAAGGUUCCCUUCCUGCGAUUUAUCAACAACCUUCCCAAAGUCCUCUUGGGUCUCAUUACUGGUCUUCUGCCCACUAUCCUAAUGUCUAUUCUGAUCUCGCUCGUGCCUAUCAUUCUUCGAUUGAUGGCCAAGUGGGGUGGUGCUUCCAGCCGGGCUGAAGUUGAAUUGAUCGUUCAGAACUGGUUCUUCGCUUUCCAGGUGAUUCAGGUGUUCCUGGUCCUCACUCUGGCCUCUGCUGCCACUAGUGUUAUCAGCAGUAUUCUUAUGGAUCCCGCGUCGGCUGCUACCCUGCUCUCUCAGAAGAUCCCCAGGGCUUCCAACUUCUACAUCGCGUACAUUGUUCUGCAGGGCUUGUCUUUCACCUCCGGUGCUCUCUUGCAGAUCACUGGUCUGAUCAUCGGCAAGAUUCUGGGCAAGUUCCUCGACAAGACUCCCCGCAAGAUGUACAGCCGCUGGUCCAAUUUGGCUGGUCUCGGCUGGGGUACUGUCUACCCUGCAAUGACUCUGUUGACUGUCAUUGGAAUCAUCUACUCCUGCAUUGCCCCGCUUGUCAUGGGCUUCGGCACUGUUGGCCUGUAUCUGUUCUACUUCGCCUACCGGUACAACCUGCUCUACGUGUCGAACGCUACCAUUGACACGCAGGGCAAGGCGUACACUCGAGCUUUGCAGCACCUUACCGUAGGCUGCUACCUGCUUAUGGUCUGCCUGAUCGGUCUGUUCGCUAUAGCCUCCGGUGCCAGGCGCAUCGCCGUGGGACCUCUGAUCCUCAUGAUCAUCUUCCUGGUCUUUGUCGUCCUGUACCAUAUCUCGAUGAAUAGCGCCAUGGAGCCCCUCAUUAACUACCUGCCCAGGAACCUUGAGCACGAGGAGGAGUCUCUGCUGGACGAGGAGCGCCGCAAGCUCUCUGCUGAGGAGAAGCCUACCAAGGGUGUCGAUGCCGGUAACAACGGCGUCGCCAGCAUCGAUAGCGGUGUUGGCAAUGUCGACUCGGCUGAGAAGGGUCUCACUCACACCACCAUGCCGCCCCCGCACACCAAGCCCAACUUCUUCGUGAAGUUCCUGCGCCCGGACAUUUACCACGACUACGCCACCCUGCGCCGUCUGGUUCCUAACCCACUCGAUGUCCCUCCCUACACUGAGGAAGCCGAGCGCGACGCUUACUGCCACCCGGCCAUCACCUCGCAGGCCCCUCUUCUCUGGAUCCCCCGUGACCCCCUCGGUAUCUCUCGCCAGGAAGUUGCGCACACCUCGCGCGUCAUCCCGAUUACCGACGAGGACGCUUUCCUCGACGAGAACGCCAAGAUCACCUGGAACGUCGACAAAGGCGAGCCCCCGAUCUACGAGGAGAAGACCUAUUACUAA